This is a messenger RNA of Stylophora pistillata, 2566 nucleotides long. RefSeq lists its product as uncharacterized. The record is from RefSeq and is a predicted model, not a curated record. Lineage: Eukaryota; Metazoa; Cnidaria; Anthozoa; Scleractinia; Pocilloporidae.
CAUGACUGUUGCCAAAACACUAAAGUGUUGAAUUUUUUUAUAUUUCACCUAUUACCAUACCAUUUUCCACGAGAAUGAAAAGCUGCUGACUGAACAUAUGAAGGACUGAUGGUAUGGUUGCUUGAGAGAAAAAAAAAUCUAAGUUCAUUUUGGGCGAAAUUUGGCGUUGUAACCGGUUCUGCAACUGAUUUUUACAAUUGAACCGUAAGGAAUCAUUCGUGAUAACAUCUCGGAAUUAUGUUCCAACCAAAGAAAACAGAGGAAGUUGAAAGUGACUCUGACUGGGACAGCCUUCCUGGAGAUGUCCAAGAACCAUCCUCUAGCCCUGAUUCAACUCCCAGACACCAGCCGGCUCCCCCACCUCAUUCCCCAAAGGGCCAUGUUUCUCAGAAGAGACCUCAGAUUAAGUCGCAGGCAGCAAUAGCAACCCCAGAGAAAAACUCUAUAACCAAUACACCAGUGACACAGCCUGUAUCCAAACCUGGUACACCUGCAUCAAGCAACAGACCAAGUCAGCUAUAUGGAAAACCUGGAAUUACCACCUUUGUUGACAGGAGCUUAAAUUCUACUUCAGUUACAGAUAACAGCUUGGAGAAUUCUCAGAACCAGGGGCUGAGCCCCAAUAUAAAUGAGAAUAGAUUGCAGAAAGAAAGACUGGGGAGACAAAAUGAAGGAAUCCACCUAGAAAUGAAUGAGGUGGAUAAUAAUGGACGUAAUCCACCAUUUACAGAUUUUCAAGCCAAUCUCCCUCAGCAAAAUGCUGGAAAACUUACACAAAAUGAGAAACCUAAGGCAGGAAAGAUCAAGCCAUCUUAUUUGGCAACCAAGGAGGCAAAUCAUGGGAACCAUUCUUGGGAUUCUGAUAGUGAACAAGAGCAAGAACUGGUUACACAUAGCAGAGAACCAUUGACACCACGUCAAAAAAAUUCUAAAAAGGGUAACCAUGAAGAGAAAAGUGUACACCUAGAACAUGAAACAGCCAUAGUAGAGAAUUAUGGCAAGUCUCUGACCUUAGAAACAUGCUGUGUACCUCUAGAGACUCGGAGUGAAAGACAAAUAAGUGGGCGUUCAUAUCAUUUUGAUCAUGGUCACAACCAUCAUUUUGAUGUCAGACCAGAAUGGAAGGAAGCUUACAUGAAGGGAGUAGCAGACAGAUCUGAAAAAUGGCUCCACUAUUUUUGGCAGGAGUUUUUCAGCACAGUUCGCAUCAUUACUGACUUUGCAUUCAUCUUUGUAUUAGAACUAUUACGGUUUGUCUUCCAUUAUGUUUUGCUCCGUGUACUUGGGGGAAUCAUCAUUGUGGUUGGAGAUCAUUUCUUAAAACCAUACUUGGCUUUGGUUUUUAACAGCAUUAUUCAACCUGCCUUUAUUUUCACAUGGAAUGUUCUAAGUGGCAUAAGAAACCUUUUACAGCCAUUAAUGGACAUCAGUAGUGUCUUUAUCACACAGCUGGGUUCCUUACUGAGGGCAUUUAGGCUCUUUGAACUUAACUGGAAACCAGUGUAUGAAAGAGGGCAAAAGCACGAUGUCCAUGUAUUGUAGCUACUGCUAAUGACAAAUACAACCUUAAAGGGUCAGGGGAUUAGGCUCAGCUAUUAAGGAAGUUUAGCAGAUUUGUUGUGUUUAUGCAUAUUGUGCCUAAAAGUUUGUUACUUUUUAGUUCUUUUAUUUAAUUUUAACCCCUAAACUCCUAAGAUCUCAAAAGUAACUCUCUGUACUGUCUACUGUAAAUUUCUUGUAAUGUUAAUUCUAAGGAUUUGGUCCUAACGUCUUUCCAUUUUAAAUCAAAUAACAUCCCCAGGCUGAUAUUUCUCUUUAUUCUCCUCACCUCACUGCUUGACAAUGUAUUGAUUCUGUAAGGAGAAAUGACUUAAUUCUUGGUCACUCCAAGGGUUGAAGUGCACAAGGAAGAAACUUACUAUUUAUUUACAAAUGGGGCAAUAUGUGGUGAGAAAAGUUAACUUCCAUCAAUACUGUCACUCCUAUUUUGUCAAUUUAGCAUGUGCUGAACUUAUAAAUUCUCCUUAUGAUUUUAUUGCAUUACCAGCAUCUAGCAAACGAUUUUGGGAAACAGUCAAAGAGAGAUUCUUAUUCUGAUUAGCCAUCAAAUGAUCUCGAUUAUUUAUAUAGAAAUUUAUGGCAAGCUAGAGGAGAGAAAUACCUUUCAGAUUCGCCUGAUUCCCUCUUUCCAACAAGAACCCUGAUUAGAUGAUAUUGGUGUUGCUGACCAAAGCAUUCCAUUGGGGAUCAGAACGGAGUACAUAAAGAUUUCAAAUUGAUCUUAAAUGUCUGUUUUUCCUUUGAAAAGAUUUGCUGAAGUCACUUCUUUGUUCAUAGUUGUCUGUGAGCCCCUGAAAGCCAUUCUGCUGAUCAAAAGCUUGGUUUGGACUGUUUGGUUUUUUACUUGCAAUCCAUCUACUACUGAAAAUUUCCAUCCAAAAUCACCACUUAUAAUACCUGUAGUAUUGAAUGAUUUUAUGAAAUGUUAGUGAAAAAUGCUUUUAAAAUGUUUCUUUGGUGUCCCCACUUUGAGUUUCCUUUUUAUUAAUUCUAUUUAUCAUAUGGC